AUGAGUCUCACACGAUGGAAGAGCCCUUCGAACUCUGCACCAGAGUUGCUCGAUUUCCACUAUGCACGUUUGAAGAGCCAGCACAGCAUUCGCCUUGCACGUAUCAGGCCCGGCAGUAGCGGCCGCGUUGCGAUCGAUCUGGUCGACAGCUAUGUUUCCGCGCGCGGUCAGGCGCCGUCCGACGAGUACGAUGCACUCUCAUACACCUGGGGCGACCUGCAGCCGAACAAACCCAUUUUGUGUAAUGGACGUCGGCUCGUCAUCACGGAGACACUACUUGACGCGCUCAAGCACUUCAGACUACAAGGCAAUGCGGUCACGCUGUGGAUUGAUCAGAUCUGUAUCUGUCAGGCGCGUCCAAAAGAGCGCGAACAUCAAGUACAACCGAUGGGUGAUAUCUUCUCUGGAGCUCGAAGGGUGCUCGUCUGGCUAGGUGGCCACUACGACGACUCAAAGACUGGCAUGCGACUUGCAGAGCAUCUGCUGUCCAUCUCGAGAGACCCCCAAAUCUCACACCUCGAUCACCACCGUAUACAUAAUCGCCUGCCAGCCAGCGAGCAUAAGGGCUGGAAAGCCUUAGCGUCUAUCCUUCGACGACCGUGGUUUCUGACAACGUGGAUUGUACAAGAAGUGGUACUGAAUCCUAAUGUUGAACUUGUCCUCGCCGAUAACUCGUUGCAUUGGCAUGAGCUCGAAUCGAUCGUCGGUCUUCUGGACGGACCGACAUCAAGGCAGUGGCAAUUAGAUCUAACGAUGUCUGCCUGGGAGCUACCGUUCUCAAGGAUCAACCGUAUUCGACUCCGCCAUCAGCAGUCACGUUUACAUCAGAUCAAAACAGCAGCGACGGACAAUGAAGCAGUUUCCGAUGAUCCCCGGGCAAAAGCGGAUGUCGCAGGCUUUGACUUAGAUCUGCUUGACUUACUUCUCAUCUCGCGCGAUCUCGGCGCAACAGACCCUCGUGACAAGAUAUAUGGUCUGCUAGGUCUCAGCGGGCAUGAGAUGCCCAUCGACUAUGACGCAUCGCCUGAGCAAGUCUUCAACGAGUUUGCCCUCGCCAUUGUUGGCUCUGCCACUGACCUCGCACCAGUUGGUGUACAAAUGGCGAAAUUGUCGUGUAAGAUCAAAGAAGUCCGCAAGGCAUUGACGCUUUUGUCGUGCGCCGGCAAGCCAAACCAACAACGUAGCAUGGCGUCGUGGAUUCCUGACUGGAGCACUAAUUUGUCCUCAAGACCCUUGCUGUUUGACCAGCGUUUUUGCGCUGGCGGCGAUACGAUAGACAUCGAUUGGCACUUUGAGACGGGACUUCAUCUGUGUGGCAAACUGCUAGAUACUGUAGCCGUGGCCGGGAAGACCAGCUUGGGAUACACCGCUGAGGGCAACGCGCAUGGUCUCAUUCGUGACUGGAUGCACGAAGCCCGAAAGAUUGCCGACACCAGGUCAGUUCGCUCUCCUGGCAGCACGAUGAAUGUAGAUGCCUUUCAAGCUUUACUGAGAGAUCUUUCGGUGUGCGAACAUGGUUACUACAAGGGCGAUGAACAUGAGGCACAGUUCAGGAGGAGGCGUAGUAUGCUGGACGAUAUCAAUGAUGUGGACACUGUGCACGAUGCACGGCAAACACUGACCCUCGGGCCUACGAGAGGCAGGGUGCUGGCUGCAACGACGACCGGUCACAUUUGUCUCGUGCCCCGGGGCACUGUGGUAGGCGACUUGAUCUAUGUCGUGCUCGGCGCCAGUGUUCCCUUCGUUUUGCGGCCGCAUGCCGAGGAUGACAUUGCCUUUACGUUGAUCGGCAAGGCGUAUGUGCAGGGCAUUACUUACGGGGAAUGGCUUCAUAUGGACCAUCUGGCUGGUGUAGAGGACGUCUACCUUCGUUGA
This is a messenger RNA of Fulvia fulva, 1875 nucleotides long. Its product is annotated as Heterokaryon incompatibility protein 6, OR allele. Lineage: Eukaryota; Fungi; Ascomycota; Dothideomycetes; Mycosphaerellales; Mycosphaerellaceae. The record is from RefSeq and is a predicted model, not a curated record. The coding region runs from base 1 to 1875 and encodes 624 amino acids. The transcript has 3 exons.